GGCCCGGGUGGGGGUUCUGAGCCGGGGCCUGGGGGAGGGAUGAGUCGGUUGCCUGAGUGACGGGAGAAGCUUCUAGCUAGGACGUUUCCCUAGAAGCGCUGCCUGGCCACUCCGCGCCUCGCCAGGCCUGAGGGAGCCAUCUUGUCCCCCUGUCACCGUUUUGUAUCGCGUCUCCAUCGGUGUCGGUGUGUCUGUGUUGCCAUUGUCUGGCAGGUUUCUUUUUUGUUUGUUUGUCUUUCUGUCUGUGCCUGCCCGGGCCUUAGCCUCCAUCCUCGGCUGCCCCGCCCUCCCUGCCCCGGGCCCUGGGAGAGCUCGGGAAGGCCGCGCGGUGCUGGCGGGACGGAGUGACCUUCCGGCCCCGAGUCCCCGGAUUUUUUGAGUGGCAGGAAGCCACAGCGAAUGGGCAAGCCGGUACCGAGUGACGCGCGGGAAAAGGCGGAGUUCGAGGCCGGUGGCGGCGGUGGCGACAGCGACAAUCUGGGGAUAGAGCUGGAGGGACCCGGGGAGCGUGCAGAGAUCUCUCACUGGAGCGCGAGGGACCUCCCGCCGAGAUGCCCGGGGAGCAGAUGGACCCUACUGGAAGUCAGCUGGAUUCAGAUUUCUCUCAGCAAGACACUCCUUGCCUGAUCAUUGAAGAUUCCCAGCCUGAAAGCCAGGUUCUAGAAGAUGAUUCUGGUUCUCACUUCAGUGUGCUCUCUCGACACCUUCCCAAUUUGCAGACACACAAAGAGAACCCUGUGUUGGAUGUUGUGUCCAACCCUGAACAAUCAGCUGGAGAACAAGGAGACGGUAAAAGUGGGCUCAAUGAACAUCUGAAAGAAGACAAAGCUGCAGACCCUAUGGAUUCUUCUCAUUUGGAUACAUGUGGUUCCAUGAGUCAGGUCAUUGAACAGUUGCCUCAGCCAAACAGGACAAGCAGUUCUUUGGGACGGUCAGUGGAACCUGCUCCUCCUGUGGGGGAAGAGAAGGAAGAAGUGGAAGACAAGGAGAAGGGGGAAAAGGAAGAAGAUUCUCUGGAUGUUGCCACACAUUCCCUUGAUGCUGAAGAUCCUGCCUCAUCACAGUUGGGCUUUGGGGUUCUGGAACUCUCCCAGAGCCAGGAUGUUGAGGAAAAUACUGUGCCAUAUGAAGUAGACAGAGAGCCUCUGCAGUCAGUAACCACCAACUCUGGUUAUACGAGGCUGCCUGAUGUGGAUGCUGAUCUGGCAAUUAAGCAUGAAGAGCAGACCAAUGAAGAUACCUCCAUGGCAGAACAGCCCAGCAAGGAUGUCCCUGUGGUAGCACAACCCAGUAAGGACAUACAUGUGAUACAAGAGCAAAAUCCAUCAACUGCAAGGUCUGAGGACACGCCUCCUAGUCCCAAAGUAUCGCUUAUUGCUAUGGAAACAAAAGAACAAACAUCUGCUCAAGAAAUUCUGGAAGGUGGACUGCAGAUUCCGAAGUCACCAGAGCCUGAGGUUUUGUCAACUCAGGAAGACUUGUUUGACCAGAACAAUAAAACAGUAGUUUCUGAUGGCUGCUCUACUCCUCCAAGGGAAGAAGGUGGGUGCUCUCCGGCCUCCACACCGGCCACCACGCUGCAGCUCCUGCAGCUCUCCGGCCAGAGGUCCCUGGUGCAGGAGAGCCUUUCCUCGAAUUCCUCAGAUCUUGUUGGUCCUUCCCCUGAUGCUUUCCGAUCUACCCCAUUUAUUGUUCCUAGCAGUCCCACAGAGCAAGAAAGAAAAAAAGAUGAGCCAAUGGAUAUGUCAGUGUUAUCUGAAGAAGGAAGAGAGUCUUUUCAGAAGAAACUUAAAGAUGAUGAACCAGUGGAGAUAGAAAACCUCCCUUUCCCACCUGAGCCCACUAUUUCACCACAAGCCUCAACACCAGUGUCUCAGAGCACACCAGUCUUCACUCCUGGGUCACUUCCUAUCCCAUCCCAGCCUGAGUUUUCUCAUGACAUUUUCAUUCCAUCUCCAAGUUUGGAAGAACAAUCAAAUGAUGGAAAGAAAGGUGGAGAUUUGCAUAGUUCUUCUUUGACUGUUGAGUGUUCUAAAACUUCGGAGACUGAACCAAAGAAUUCCACUGAAGAUCUUGGGCUUUCUUUGACAGGGGAUUCUUGUAAGUUGAUGCUUUCUGCAAGUGAGUAUAGUCAGUCCCCAAAGAUGGAGAGUUUGAGUUCUCACGGGAUUGAUGAAGAUGGAGAAAACACCCAGAUUGAGGAUACCGAACCCAUGUCUCCAGUUCUCAAUUCUAAACUUGUUCCUGCUGAAAAUAAUAGUAUCCUGAUGAAUCCAGCAAAAGAUGGACAAAUAGAAGUGAAUCAGAAUGCUGAUGGAACAAAAGUGGAUGACACAGAAACCAGAGACGACAUUAGUAUUUUAGCUGCUGGUAGCAAAGGCAGAGAAGAGACUGUAGCAGAAGACGUUUGUAUUGACCUCACUUGUGAUUCAGGGAGUCAGGCAGUUCCUUCUCCAGCUACUCGAUCUGAGGCACUCUCCAGUGUGCUAGAUCAGGAGGAAGCUAUGGAAAUUAAAGAACAUCAGCCAGAAGAGGCGUCCUCAGGGUCUGAGGUGGAAGAAAUUCCUGAGACUCCUUGUGAAAGUCAAGGAGAGGAGCUAAAAGAAGAAAGUAUGGAGAGUGUCCCAUUACACCUUUCUCUGACUGAAACUCAGUCCCAAGGGUUGUGUCUUUCAAAAGAAACCCCAAAACAAGAAUGUCAGGAACCUAUGGAAGUUGAAACCAGUGUGAUUAGUAUUGAUUCCCCGCAAAAGCUUCCAGUCCUUGACCAAGAAUUGGAACAUAAGGAUCAAGAAGCAUGGGAAGAAGCUACUUCAGAGGAUUCAAGUGUUGUCAUUGUAGAUGUGAAGGAGCCAUCUCCCAGAGUUGAUGUUUCUUCUGAAACUCUAGAAGGAGUGGAGAAAUGCUCAGAUUCCCAGUUGUGGGAGGAUGAUGCUCCAGAAAUAGAACCAUGUGCUGAGAAUAGAGCUGAUACCCAGGAAGAAAAGAGUGCUGAGUAUGAAGGAGAUCUGAAAUCAGUGACUGCAGAAAAGGAACCCAUACAGGCCGACCCUCCACAGCCUCCAGGAACUUCAGUGGGAGAAGGUGAUGUUCCCAAACCUGACCCGCAGGUGCAGCAGACCCAGCCUAAAGAGAAGACAGAUAACUCAUCACCAGAAGACUCCAAAAUGGCUAAUACUCAGCAGCUGGAGAAGGCCUCAGCCCACACCUCACAAAGCUUCUGUGAAAGCUCUAGUGAAACUCCAUUUCAUUUCACUUUGCCUAAAGAAGGUGAUAUUAUCCCACCAUUGACUGGCGCAACUCCACCUCUUGCUGGGCAUCUAAAGCUAGAGCCCAGGAGACACAGUACUCCUAUUGAUAUUAGCAACUAUCCAGAAAGCACGACAGCAGCCAGUGAUGUCAUGUCUGAAAGCGUGGUGGAAACUAAUGACCCCAUCCUUGUGAAUGAAAAAGAAGAUUCUGGGGCUGUCCCAGAAAUGGAUGACAAAUUGUGUCUUAGAAUGAAACUGGUCAGUCCUGAGACAGAGGCGAGUGAAGAAUCUUUGCAGUUUAGUCUGGAAAAGCCCGCAAUUGGUGAAAGAAAAAAUGGAUCUACUGUUGCUGCUGAGGCUGUUGCCAGUCCCCAGAAGACCACGUCUUUGCUUAGCUGUGUCUGUGAGACCCAGCAAGAGGAUGAGGCUCAAAGUCAGGAUCCCUGCUCCACACCCACCAGGGGGAACUUACUCCAUUUUCCAAGCACUGAAGAUGAAGAAGAGAAGGAAGAAUUGGAAGGUGACCAAAGGACUGGGCAGCAUCAACAAACUAUGAAGCCCAGUAGCCCUGCCAAAGACCCUGCGCCUCCUGCCUCCCAGCAGAUGGCCACAAAGGAGCCAUCCAGUCUGCAAGAGGAACCGAUGGAGAUAGAUGUGCUAGACGGACAGAAAGAAGGGUGGAAUACCAAUCAGGAAAAACCUAGUAAGACCUUGAUUGCAAGGCCCAGCCAAAAUAACAUAGGAAUUCAGACCAUAGAGCCUUUCCUAAGGAUCCCAGACACUGUUUCAGCAGCAACCCAGACUGUAAAAAACGUGUGUGAUCAGGGGACCAGUACAGUGGAUGAGAACUCUGGAAAACAGGAUGCCACAGUUCAGACUGAGAAGGGGACUGGUGAGAAACCAACCAGUGCUUCUGGGGAUGACACAGAGUCACUCCAUAGCCAGGGUGAGGAAGAGCUCGAUAUGCCUCAGCCUCCACGUGGCCAUGUCGUGCAUCGGCACAUGAGAACAAUCCACGAGGUUCGCACGCUUGUCACUCGUGUCAUCACAGAUGUGUAUUAUGUGGAUGGAACAGAAGUAGAAAGAAAAGUUACUGAGGAGACUGAAGAGCCAGUUGUAGAGUGUCGGGAGUGUGAAUCUGAAAUUUCCCCUUCAAAGACUGGGGGCUCCUCAGGGGACCUGGGGGAUAUCAGCUCCUUUUCCUCCAAGGCGUCCAGCUUCCUCCGCACCUCCAGUGGGACGAGCCUCUCAGCCAUUCACAGCAGUGGCAGCUCAGGGCGAGGAGCCGGACCUCUCAAAGGGAAAACCAGCGGGACAGAACCCGCAGAUUUUGCCUUGCCCAGCUCCCGAGGAGGCCCAGGAAAACCGAGUCCUAGAAAAGGGGUCAGUCAGACAGGGGCGCCAGUGUGUGAGGAGGAUGGUGAUGCAGGCCUUGGCAUCAGACAGGGAGGGAAGGCUCCAGUCACGCCACGUGGGCGCGGGCGAAGGGGCCGCCCGCCUUCUCGGACCACUGGAACCAGAGAAACAGCAGUGCCCGGCCCCCUGGGCAUAGAGGACAUCUCGCCCAGCAUGUCGCCAGAGGACAAGUCCUUCACCCGGAUCACGCCCCGGGUGCCAGACCCCGCCAAGCGCGCGGACACGGGCGCUGGCGCUCCGCACCGCAGCGACUCUCCGGAGAUCCCCUUCCAGGCCGCGGCCGGUCCCUCCGACGGCGUAGACGCCUCCUCUCCGGGCAAUAGCUUCGUAGGCCUCCGCGUUGUCGCCAAGUGGUCAUCCAAUGGCUACUUUUACUCUGGGAAAAUCACACAAGACGUGGGAGCUGGGAAGUACAAGCUGCUCUUCGAUGAUGGGUACGAGUGUGACGUGUUGGGCAAAGACAUUCUGCUGUGCGACCCCAUCCCGCUGGACACGGAGGUGACAGCGCUCUCGGAGGACGAGUAUUUCAGUGCAGGCGUGGUGAAGGGGCACCGGAAGGAGUCCGGGGAGCUGUACUACAGCAUCGAGAAAGAGGGCCAGAGGAAGUGGUACAAGCGGAUGGCUGUCAUCCUGUCCUUGGAGCAAGGAAACAGACUGCGGGAGCAGUACGGCCUCGGCCCGUACGAGGCGGUGACGCCCCUCACCAAGGCGGCAGACAUCAGCCUCGACAAUCUGGUGGAAGGGAAGCGGAAACGGCGCAGCAACGUCAGCUCGCCCGCCUCCCACACGGCCUCCGGCAGCAGCAGCACGACCCCCACCCGGAAGGUCGCGGAGAGCCCGCGCGCCGCCACCGGAGCCGUCUCCGGCAAAAGGAAACUCAUCCCGUCCGAAGAGGAACGGUCCCCUGCCAAGAGAGGCCGGAAGUCUGCCACUGUGAAACCCGGAGCCGUGGGGGCAGGGGAGCUCGUGAGCCCCUGUGAGAGCGGAGACAACCUGGGGGAGCCCUCUGCCCUGGACGAGCACCGAGGGCCUCUGCCUCUCAACAAGACCUUGUUCCUGGGCUACGCCUUUCUCCUCACCAUGGCCACCACCAGCGACAAGCUGGCCAGUCGCUCCAAGCUGCCCGAUGGUCCUUCCGGAAGCAGCGAGGAAGAGGAAGAAUUUUUAGAAAUCCCUCCUUUCAACAAGCAGUACACAGAAUCCCAGCUUCGAGCCGGAGCUGGCUAUAUUCUUGAAGACUUCAAUGAAGCCCAGUGUAACACGGCUUACCAGUGUCUCCUAAUAGCGGAUCAGCAUUGUCGAACCCGGAAGUACUUCCUGUGCCUUGCCAGUGGGAUUCCUUGUGUGUCUCAUGUCUGGGUCCAUGAUAGUUGCCAUGCCAACCAGCUCCAGAAUUACCGCAAUUAUCUGCUGCCAGCUGGGUACAGCCUUGAGGAGCAGAAAAUUCUGGAUUGGCAACCCCGGGAAAACCCUUUCCAGAACCUGAAGGUCCUCCUGGUUUCAGACCAACAGCAGAACUUCCUGGAGCUCUGGUCUGAGAUCCUCAUGACCGGGGGGGCAGCCUCUGUGAAGCAGCACCAUUCAAGUGCCCACAACAAAGAUAUUGCUUUAGGGGUGUUUGACGUGGUGGUGACGGACCCCUCAUGCCCGGCCUCGGUGUUGAAGUGUGCGGAAGCAUUGCAGCUGCCGGUGGUGUCACAGGAGUGGGUGAUCCAGUGCCUCAUUGUUGGGGAGAAAAUUGGAUUCAAGCAGCAUCCAAAAUACCAACACGAUUAUGUUUCUCACUAAGGAUACUUGGUCUUAUCGGUUUUAUUCCUUGCUGUUGUGGAGACUGUGUUUUAACAAGGUUUUAAAUGUGUCUUGUGUGUAAUUGGACUCUUUGCAUGGAUCUUGUAUAUAGUUUUAUUUGCUGGACUUUUAUGAUAAAAUAAAUGUUGAAUCUCUUUGGUUGUAGUAA
This is a messenger RNA of Pipistrellus kuhlii (Kuhl's pipistrelle), 6624 nucleotides long. RefSeq names its product tumor protein p53 binding protein 1 (gene TP53BP1). Gene Ontology annotation, cellular component: nucleus. NCBI's taxonomy places the organism in Eukaryota, Metazoa, Chordata, Mammalia, Chiroptera, Vespertilionidae. The transcript is spliced from 29 exons. Gene Ontology annotation, molecular function: histone binding. The record is from RefSeq and is a predicted model, not a curated record. Gene Ontology annotation, biological process: positive regulation of transcription by RNA polymerase II; DNA damage checkpoint signaling. Bases 552 to 6455 code for a protein of 1967 amino acids.